This is a messenger RNA of Ruditapes philippinarum (Manila clam), 1721 nucleotides long. Its product is annotated as sodium-coupled monocarboxylate transporter 2-like. NCBI's taxonomy places the organism in Eukaryota, Metazoa, Mollusca, Bivalvia, Venerida, Veneridae. The record is from RefSeq and is a predicted model, not a curated record. The transcript has 2 exons. Bases 454 to 915 code for a protein of 153 amino acids. Gene Ontology annotation, biological process: transmembrane transport; sodium ion transport. Gene Ontology annotation, molecular function: symporter activity. Gene Ontology annotation, cellular component: membrane.
AGACCACGGCUUCGUUCCUUGUUAUAGACCACGGCUUCGCUUCUUGUUAUAGACCACAGCUUCGCUCUUUGAUAUAGACCUCGUCUUCGCUUCAUCUUAUAGACCACGACUUAGCUCCUUGUUAUAGACCAUGACUCCGCUCUUUGUUAUAGAGCACGACUUUGCUCCUUGUUUGAACUUCCCCGAACUUCUUAGACGUCCCUCGUUCGUUAGAUACGAAUUAUGUUGAAACUUAAUGAUGCGUCUCACUUUGGUUAACUACUUAAAGAUUUAAACCACGAAUAUAUGUAACAUGAUGUUUCAUACCGAAGUGCAUUCGAGGAUACAGUAUUAAAAUAUUAAAACCCUAUACGGAUGUAUAAAUAACCGUAGUGACGGAUUUCUGUGUUUCUUAAAUUAGCCGCUAACAAUUACCAGUUAAUAGAUUAUUAUUUCAAAUAAGUGAAUAAAAUUAUGGCUGAUGACGAAGUCAGGAAUUUUGAAACAUGGGACUGGGUGUUAUUCGCCGCUAUGCUUGCUGUAUCCGCGGGAAUCGGUAUAUUCUAUGCUGUCAAAGAAUUCUGCAGUGAAAAGAAAAAUACAACUGGAGAGUUCCUGAUGGGAGGUAGGAAUAUGCAAUUAUUUCCGGUUGCUGUCAGCAUUCUUGUGUCAUUUAUGUCGGCCAUUUUGAUUCUAGGAACGCCAGCGGAAAUGUACACCGCAGGAACUUUAUACUUUACCUACCUCCUUGGAAUGAUCCUCGCAAUUAUUCUGUCCACAAUAUUGUUCGUACCACUUCUGUAUCCACUGACACUAACCAGCAGCUUUGAGUAUUUGGAGCUGCGGUUUAAUUCCGUCUUCUAUUUUUCCCCGACAAAUGUUCUUAUUUUAUUUCAAUUUUGGAGCUUCGGCUUAACGAAUUCUAUUAUUUCUUGACAAAUGUUCUUAUUUUAUUUCAGUAUUUGGAGCUGCGGUUUAAUUUGUCACCUAUAAUUUCCCGACAAAUGUACUUAUUUUAUUUCAGAAUCUGGAGUAGCGGUUUAAUUCUGUCAUCUAUUAUUUCCCGACAAAUGUACUUAUUUUAUUUCAGUAUUUGUAGCUGCGGUUUAAUUCUGUCAUUUAUUAUUUCUGGACAUUCAAAUGUUCUUAUUUUAUUUCAGUAUUUGUAGCUGCGGUUUAAUUCUGUCAUUUAUUAUUUCUGGACAUUCAAAUGUUCUUAUUUUAUUUCAGUAUUUGUAGCUGCGGUUUAAUUCUGUCAUUUAUUAUUUCUGGACAUUCAAAUGUUCUUAUUUUAUUUCAGUAUUUGGAGCUGCGGUUUAAUUCCGUCUUCUAUUAUAUCCCGAUAAAUGUUCUUAUUUUAUUUCAGUAUUUAAAGCUGCGGUUAAAUUCUGUCAUCUAUUAUUUCAGGACAUCAAAUGUUAUUAUUUUAUUUCAGUAUUUGGAGCUGCGGUUAAAUUCUGUCAUCUGUUAUUUACCGACAAAUGUACUUAUUUUAUUUCAGUAUUUGUAGCUGCGGUUUAAUUCUGUCAUUUUUUAUUUCUGGACAUUCAACUGUUCUUAUUUUAUUUCAUUAUUUGUAGCUGCGGUUUAAUUCUGUCAUUUAUUAUUUCUGGACAUUUAAAUGUUCUUAUUUUAUUUCAGUAUUUGGAGCUGCGGUUAAAUUCUGUCAUUUAUUAUUUCUGGACAAAUGUUCUUAUUUUAUUUCAUUAUUUGAAGCUGCGGUUUAGUUCUGUCAUUUAUUA